UUCACCCAAAGGGAAGACGCAGGAGAAAUCCGCAGUGCCCCUCUCCAAAUUGUCUCAGAUCAGCAUGUACUGCACCUCCUUCCUACCAACUAAAGCCACAAACAGAUGAGCAUUUGUGGGGAGGAGGACCACCGUGCUUUCUCCACAGAUGGUCAGCAUCACAAGUCCCGGGCUCAACACAUCCCGCGGGUACCGUAUAAAGACAGCUGGACACAGAGCCCUGCGGCUCUGGCUGCUUCGUGUUUAGGACUGCAUCUUUUCAUGAUGGAUGUCCUUCAUCGGAGCGGAGUGCUUAUGAUUCAGCAUCUGCAGAAAGACUACCCGGCUUACUACGACUUUCUAAAUUUUAUGUCCAAUGUCGGAGACCCCCGAAACAUCUUUUCCAUUUACUUCCCACUUUGGUUUCAACUGGAUCAGACUGUUGGAACCAAGAUGAUAUGGGUAGCAGUCAUAGGGGACUGGUUCAAUCUAAUAUUUAAAUGGAUACUGUUUGGACAUCGGCCUUACUGGUGGAUCCAGGAAACCCAUAUUUAUCCAAAUCACUCAAGCCCAUGUCUUGAACAGUUUCCUACUACGUGUGAAACAGGCCCAGGAAGUCCAUCUGGCCACGCAAUGGGCUCAUCAUGUGUCUGGUAUGUCAUGGUAACAGCUGCCCUAAGCUGCACUAUCAGCCGGAUGGAUAAGUCCUCUAUCGCUCUGCACAGGCUGACCUGGUUCUUCCUUUGGAGUGUUUUCUGGUUGAUUCAAAUCAGCGUCUGCAUCUCCAGAGUAUUCAUAGCAACGCAUUUCCCUCAUCAGGUCAUUCUUGGAGUGAUUGGUGGGAUGCUAGUAGCGGAGGCAUUUGAACACACUCCAGGCAUCCACAUGGCCAGCUUGACUGUGUACCUGAAGAUCAACAUCUUCCUCUUCCUAUUUGCACUUGGCUUUUAUCUACUUCUCAGACUGCUCGGUAUUGACCUGCUGUGGUCUGUGCCCAUCGCCAAAAAGUGGUGUGCCAACCCAGACUGGAUCCACAUUGACAGCACGCCUUUUGCUGGACUUGUGAGGAACCUUGGGGUCCUCUUUGGCUUGGGUUUUGCCAUCAACUCAGAAAUGUUCCUUCUGAGCUGCCGGGGAGAAAAUGGCUGCAAGCUGAGCUUCCGGUUGCUCUGUGCUCUGACCUCACUGACCACAAUGCAACUUUAUCACUUCAUCAAGAUCCCAACUCAAGGGGAACAUUUAUUUUACCUGUUGUCUUUCUGUAAAAGCGCAUCCAUUCCACUGACGGUGGUGGCUCUAAUUCCCUAUGGUAUACAUAUGCUAAUGACACCCAGUGAGAAGAAGACUAAAAAGAGCUGAGCCACAGAACAGAGGGGGGGAUCUCUGCAGAGGUCACAAGGUAGUGGCCACAGGUCCUGCUCUGCCCACAGACAUAAGUUUAAUCUGCUUUCUAGGUUGCAUUUAAAAAUAACAGUAUAUGGCCAGAAAUAUUCACUUCCAUUUUCUUCAAAAACCUUAUGAUAUAGCAACAUAGACUUGACACAACCCAUGUAAAGACAGUUGACAGGGGCUGAAUGCUGACUGUCCCCGUAGCAGAAAGACUUUCCUUUUUAUCAUAGUCUUUAGCACUCAACAGAUCCCCCACUGCCUGCUGACUCUGUCGGGUUUUUUUGGGUUUGUUUUGGUUUAUUUUUUUUGUUUUAUCUAGACAGGGUUUCUCUGAGUAGCCUUGGCUGUCCUGGACUUCUAGACCAUGCUGGCCUGGAACUCACAGAGAUCCGCCUGCCUCUGCCUCUCGGAGUGCUGGAAUUAGAGGCGUGAGCCACUUCGCCUGGCUCACCUCUAUCAUUUUAAGGCCUGGUUGCUUCUGGCUCCUCUGGGCCUUUAAGAAAUGUUCACAGUUAAAACCUAUCUUCACUUGGGCAUCUCCAUGUUUUAUUUUUAGGGGUCAAGUCUUUCAAAAUCCUCAUUUAGCAGAUAAGGAAAUAGAGGCUUGUUGAGAUCAAGUAACUUGCCUAUAGUGAUGCUAGUUUGGAACCAGAAUUAGAACUCAAGACUUUUGAUACAUAUCACUAUAACAGUACUUUUUUUUAUUUUUAAGGAGUUAAAAAAAUCAAGAAGAGCAGAUGCAUGUAUUUAGACUCUAUGAUGACCAUGUAAGACACCCAUUUUUUUUUUUUUCAAAAAUGACAUUGAAAUGCUACAUUCCAUUUGACUUAUGCCCUGAGUACUGGGUCUUUUCCAGGCCAGCAAUGGCUGUGUAUGUGACACAUAAGUAUAUCCAGGGCAAAUGAGUAGAAGCUCCUGGCUGGACCUGGAGCCCUUAGCUGCUGGUCCCUGUUUCAUAGGAGUGCUUGCCAGUGUUUCAGUAAAGCCUGCUGAAAUAAAUCCACCGAUUACUAUUUACCAGAAAAGCCUCAUCUCAUCACUGGGACAUUUUAGAAGUCAAGUCUUUCAAAAUCAGGAAAAUCAAAUUUCUCUACCGCAGAAAAACUAUUCAGUACUCAUGCACUGGUUCACUGGAUUGGUCUCUGUGCUUUACUUUAGAAAAUUAUUAUUUAUGGGCUAGUAAUAUUACAGCGACAACUUCUCAGUAAGGUUACUUUCUUCCUCAUUGAAAUUCUAGGCUUUCAGCUGAUAACCGUGUCUUUCUGAUCAAGCUCAAAGAUUGUGAGUCUGAUUUUGCUACAUGUUGACAGCCUCAGGUCUACUGCAAUGCAAUUCCUCUCAAGUAUAUUAUUCAGGAGUUACUUUAGGUGAUGGUAUAUUAAAUAGUUCAUAAUUACAUAUGAAAACAUUCCAGUUGAAGGGAAGGCAAUUUUAUAGUGGUCAUGGAAAAUAACAUCUCUAACAGCUAAUUAUUGGUUACUUUCCAAGCAUAUUUUUAGAAGAUGUACUGUUGCUUUUUAUAAAACACUUUAACUGGUGUUCUUUUUAAAAACACAAGUGAUUCCUAAGUAAAAAAACAAAACAAAACAAAAAACCAACCAAACAAAAGCAAAGCAAAACAACAACAACAAAAACAAACCCUGAGGAUGUAAAAGCUUCUUUUACUUCAGAAUAAAUGCAUCCCAUGUUGACAGGGGAACUAGAAUGAAAGAAGUAGA
Molecule: messenger RNA, 3086 nt
Organism: Psammomys obesus (fat sand rat)
Lineage: Eukaryota; Metazoa; Chordata; Mammalia; Rodentia; Muridae
Gene: G6pc2
Product: glucose-6-phosphatase catalytic subunit 2
Exons: 5
Coding region: 106-1338 (410 amino acids)
Biological process (GO): gluconeogenesis; glucose 6-phosphate metabolic process
Cellular component (GO): membrane
Molecular function (GO): glucose-6-phosphatase activity
Source: RefSeq, a predicted model, not a curated record